Contarinia nasturtii (swede midge) is the source of this 1976-nucleotide messenger RNA. Its product is annotated as transient receptor potential cation channel protein painless-like. NCBI's taxonomy places the organism in Eukaryota, Metazoa, Arthropoda, Insecta, Diptera, Cecidomyiidae. The annotation marks the transcript as partial. Gene Ontology annotation, molecular function: protein binding. The record is from RefSeq and is a predicted model, not a curated record. The transcript has 4 exons.
AUUCAACUUGCUCGCAACGAACUUACUCGAAUUUCAACAAAUUACUUCGUUUUUUUCGUGCUUCAUAAGAUUUUCAAUUUUCUAAGCAUUUCCAUUUGGCUUCGAUGUAAUGUGCAAUUGACCCAAAUCGCCAAGAGGACAUAAAUUCGUGACUAUUUUUCAAACAAACAAAUGGCGACAAUCUCUUUUGGAACGACUAAAAUGCUUUUUGUGUUUAUGAAAUGGAAGUGAGCUGUCUCUUUGUGAAGAAGUAGAAAAAUUGUGACGUUGAGUGAUGUUAAAGAGAAGUCGUAGAAACAAGCAAAAAUUAUCGUGUCGACAAUUCAAAACUGACUUCAAUGAAAAACAAUAUUUUGUGAGAAAUUGAUUGAAAUCUUAUUUUGUGUAUUUUUCGGUAAUUAUUAUGAAAAAGGAGUAUGUUUCAUGCUCAUAAUAUUAAAUCAUAUCGUAGAAUAUUUUACGAAAAGUGAUUGCAUGAGAAUAAAUUACAGUAUGGUGAUAAGUCAAGUGGGUGCUACUGCUUGGGAACAGUGAAUUUAAUUCAUAUUUAAACAGACUGUUAUCUAAAUCAAAAAGAAUUUCUAUAUGUAUGAUACAUUUCUUAUCGAAAAAAAUUGCGUGUAGCAUUGGGAAUUUCGUAUGGACUUAAAAAUAAGAAAAAAUACAGCACGAAACAAUGAAAUUUAUUCAUUGAAUAAAGUGAGAAAAAAAUCUUCUACGACACUGUUAAUUGCUAUAAAUAAACUUGUUUGCAAAUCUCAAAAAUGGAAGAACAUCCGUUAGUGUGCUACGGUGACCAUCAAAGUCUUGCCAAUGCGCUGUCAAAUCGUGAUAUAGAUUCAUUUCGUCGUGCACUACAUUCCCCCACAGAAGUUGAAAAGCGUGACAUCGAGUCGUCGAUGACGAUAUUUGAAAAGGCGUGUCAAACGCCCAACUGUGCCCAAUUCAUUGAAGAGUGUAUUUUGGCCGGUUGCGAUGUGAAUAAGUUGAAUUCCGAACUCAAUAAGCGACCAAUCAAUUUUGUUGUUGAUUCGCAUUGCGUCGAUAAUUUGGCUGCAUUGCUUCGAGAUCCAAGUGUAGACGUGAAUUCAAAAGGGCCAUCGCUUAAAACACCCGUUAAUUCGCUUGCCGAACAGAUAACCAACGAAAAUUUUCGAAACGUUUUUCCGUGUAUUAAAUUAUUGAUUCAACACGGAGCGGAUGUAAACGUACCAGAUUGGCGAGAGACAACCCCAAUCGUACACAUUCUCAAGAAUCGUAAUUUAAGUGCGGCCAAUAAAGAAGUGAUUGUAAAAUAUUUACUUCAAAAUGUGGUUGAAGUUGAUAUCGAUUCGCAUCGAAAUGGUGAAGCACGAAAAUUACUCCAAAAAUCACUGCCCGAAAUUGAGUUGAUGCCAAAAUCCAUUGACACCACACUGCCAAAUAGUACAUCGUCGCAUAGACAAUGGAAUUUUAAUCAUCUAUUUCUCGCAUUGAAAAAUGAACAAGAAGACGAAUUUCUGCAGGGAAUUCAACAAGUUGCUGAGCAAAACCCGAUGACAAUGCAAGAAUUAUUUACAGCCGCCGAAAGCAGACAGACAUUACUGAUUGUGGCUGUUGAAAAAGAUUUGGUGUUGGCCAUAAAGAAAAUGCUCCAGCUCGGCGCUGAUGUUAAUUUCUUUGUUGAUACAACGAGAGACACAAUGUCACCGGCAAAAUGUGCAUGCAUUCGUGGUCACUGGCGAUCGUUGGAAAUACUUUUGAGAGCACCUGAAUUGGAUUUGAAUUCGGCUCCUCUAUUACCCAUCACCGUGAAGAAUUUGGGUGAAAAACCGACUAAAGUUUGUGACUACGAAAGAUGCUUUGAAAUGCUUCUUAGUCACCGAAACAUCGAUGUGAAUCAAAUGGAUAUGAAUCAUAGUACGGCUCUGCAUUAUGCGGUCAAAUUCAAUAAUUCCCGAGCUAUUCUUGAGCUAUUAAAACAUGGCGCGUAUGUC